This is a messenger RNA of Pogoniulus pusillus (Red-fronted tinkerbird), 3327 nucleotides long. It is a transcript of the gene GEMIN8, whose product is annotated as gem nuclear organelle associated protein 8. Lineage: Eukaryota; Metazoa; Chordata; Aves; Piciformes; Lybiidae. Gene Ontology annotation, biological process: spliceosomal snRNP assembly. Bases 958 to 1638 code for a protein of 226 amino acids. Gene Ontology annotation, cellular component: SMN complex. The transcript is spliced from 7 exons. The record is from RefSeq and is a predicted model, not a curated record.
CAAAGCCUCUUAUAUGUCCCCAUCCCUUUCUGCCCACUCCUUUCUCUCCCGUCUAUCAUCUUUUUUGGCUUCAUUGCACUGUUGUUCUCCAACUCCUCCUCUAUCCCUGUUCUUUUUCUCUCUGUGCUUCUGUCCCUCAUUUUUUCACCAUACUGUGCCUUUGUCCUGCAGCCAAUGACUUUUUUCUCUUUCUUCAUGUGUCUCCCUAUACACCUCUCCAUCUGCCCUUCAGAGUUCUCUCUCCCUUACUCUCUGUCUGGCUUUAUGACCCUAUUUUUUUAUUUCUUCUUUCUCUGCCCCAUGUUCUUGAGAUCCUUCUUGUUUCGUAGAGACAGGGACCUGGAAUGAGCUAAUCUACAUUUUAAUUUCUUUCUUUUAAUUUUCCUCCUUACUAUUCUCUCAUGUCAGGCACAGAGAGCUCCAAGACAUCCAAGCUGGUCAAAGCUGAGCCUGCUGGCAAUACUGGUUGGACCUCUGUGAUGAUGUAUUUCAGAAGGGCUAAAAAAUGCUGGACAGAAGCUUUGAUAGCAAAAAUGUCAGUGUGAAACAGGGACACAAGAUGUAUCUGAGUCUGCAGGUAGUUUGGGCAAUCCCAGAAUUCGUAUAUAUCCCAUCUACCAAGGGGAAGAACAGAGUUUGAGAAGAGGCUCCUGGACACCUCCGCUCUUUGCUGUGCCCUAUGACAGUCCCAUUCCCAAGCCAAAUAUUUAUGUCUAGAGCACUGCAAUACCUCUGGCGAAGAAGACAGCUGAACGUCUUGCCAAAUAAUGUCUGCGGACACAUACAAAAUCUGGAAUGAAAACCAAAAUGUUGAUGCUGGCCUACAAACAAAAGCUGGACUUUGAGUAGAGCUUUCAAGGUCAGUGAGAGGAAUUACAACUAUUGGUGUAAAGUCAUUGCUGUGAAGACAUCAUAGCGAUAGUUCAACUUAAUCACCAGGAAAAAGCUCUACAAGAGAUGGAGGAACCUGAGCCAUGGUAUUCUAAGCAAGUGUAUGCAAGAUACUGGAAGCAGUAUGACUUUGCCAUGCGCUGGAUGCGUAGGCACCAGAAAGCCUACAGGAAAGCCAUGGAAUCCUUAUAUCGCCUACCAUGGCAUCCUUCUGCAAACCCUGCAAAUAGCCACUACUCAGAUUGGGAUGGGAAUGAUCUCCCACAUACCCAAAACUAUUCUUCCAGAUAUAGACCACGUGGCAGAGCUCCGUACUAUGAGGGAGCUCCGCAGUACACAGAUGCUCACCAAGGGAAGGAGGAUGCUGACAGGGACUCUGAAGCAGAGGAGGACUCGGAGUCUGAAGUGGAGAUAGAAUAUGACUUGAGUAACAUGGAGAUCACAGAGGAGCUUCGCCAGUUUUUUGCACAGACAGAGAGGCACCGCGAAGAGCUGCGGAGACAGCAGCAGCUAGAAGCUGAGCUCCAGUAUGUGGAAGCUGAUCAAGACCUUCACAAAAGGACAGAGCGUUCUGUGCAGCCGCCUGCAGAAAGACCUGGGGAGAGGCGAAUGGCAGAAAUGAAGAAACUGUAUGGUGCUGAAGCUGCAAAAAUCCAGGCAAUGGAGGCUGCCAUGCAGCUUAUCUUUGAUAGAAAUUGUGACAAAAAGCAGCCCAAAUACUGGCCCAUUAUUCCCCUUAAGCUGUGAGUAGCUGGACUAUGCUCUGACCUGGCACAGAACUGUAGGCAUGGGUGCCUCAGUCAUGUUGUGCUGCUGAAAGAAUAUACAGCAUAUUUUGGGUUUGAUUGCACUUUGGGGAAGAGACCAGUAAGAGUAGCGUGUUCCUCUGUUCCUUUUACACUGUCAGCAGUGGUCACAGUCCAUUCUACAUGCAGCUGUCAAGUAGUAAGAGGAGGAACAGUAACGUCAAACCUGUCUAAAGUCUUAUUUUCACUCAUUUGAUACUCACUUGCCUUAACCAUGCUUGCAAGAAACAUAACAUGUCUGUGCUUAGUGAGCUGCAAAAACUUAAGGCAAUGCAGAAAAGACUGCUCUUCUCAUUUAGGAAACUAAAUGAUCCUGUUUUUUAGUCUUACUUAACAUAGUAGCAUUUGGAUUCUGUUUAACACAGCACAACGUGAAGUGUUAUGUCUGCUAAUCUUAAAUUUAUGGGGUUUUUUUGAGAACUGGGAGCCCACUGGCAAAGAUACAACAUAUCAAAUUACUGUAGCCCAGCCAUUUGGAUUCUUUUUCAAAGAUUUAUAAUAAAGCAGGACAUUUUUCUUCCAGACUGAUACUUGUCUGGCAGGAGUUUGACUUUAAAGCAACACUAUAUAGAAAAAUGUUUUAAUAAGGAGUUGAGGAGAGUGGGGGUGAAGCAUGGUGUGGCUCUCUGUUAGAGAUCUCUUUAGCAGAAGAGGAACUUAAGAGGGCAAAGCACUCUCAGGGCCAGUGCCUACAGUGAUUCUUGCCACUCCAGUAGAAAGCAUUUAAUUGGUUUGAAGCUUUAAAGAAGACAGCUUAGCAGACUAAAGGUCCAUCUGUAACUUGUAUAAGGAAGUGUGGAAGCCACUGAGCCCUGAGAGUUAUGUUUAUUGUAGGUGCAGCUUUCCAGUGCCCACCUACAUAGUACAUGCACAAUACUUAACAUAGGCAAGUUAGAUGUGCCUCAGUGUGUACUCACCCAUCUGCACAGGCUGCUUGCCUCCACUCAUGUCACUCAGCUUUUGGUCAGUUGCUUGUGCCUCAACCACAAACCACUUGUGUGUCACACUCCACCUGGUCAGCAGUUUGUGUAAGAGAGGUAGAACUGACCCUUCAAUACUGAUGACUUGUAAAUGUUCAGGGCUUCACUUUCUAAAGACUUUCUGUGAAGCACUGCUGCUGAAGUGCUGCAGUUUGUAUUAAGCAGCAUUUCCACACCAGGUCAAAGCAUCCUUAUGCUGUUUUAAUUGUGACAAACAGCCAUGUCCCUUUCUGGCAACAGAGGAGGGUCACAGCUAAACUCCUACCUUCAGUUCAUGCCCACGGCGUCUGGUGCGCACGUGUGUUUGCAAUGCACACCAGCAGUUAUGUCCUCGGCUGCAGCCAGCUGCACCAAAGCAAGUCUGCAGUGCAGUUUAGAGUAUUUUUGGCUUUGCUAGUAAGGAACUAUGUUUUUUCAAAGUAGCAUUGUCAUUUUGGUUCCACCUUCAUUUUAGAUGCAACAAGGUGGAGUUAGAUUGAACACUGAAAUUCAAAGCCACUGUUGACUGUUGUGACUGAUGUGAAAAAGAUCUGUAAAACAGGAGAGGGAACAGGCCUGUAUUUGUCUGCACUCUUGGUUUUGGUAGGUUUUGUCAAAAAUUCAGUGUGUUGAGUCUCCUUUCGUUAACCAAAUAAAUUUUCUUCAUAACA